AUGACGAUGGUCAUUGACAACCAAAGUCGACACUACGGCGGCAUAUCAUACGAUCAUAUGUAUCCCAACAUGCAUGCAACGCCGACAUUCAGCGAUCCGUGGUCUCAUCAGACGAGCACUUCCAGUUCUUCGUUCCCAGCGCUAUCCAAGACGGACAGUGCGAGAUCUGGCAUCUCAAUGCCUUACUCUCACAUGCCUCCAGUGACUGGCUCAAUGGCCCAAGGUAGCGCCUACUCCAGCACUGGAUUUUCUGGCACGGAUUUGCUAAAUUACCCUCAAGAGAUGCCGCGCCCCAACUACGGCGAACAGGCGGCCUAUUCUUCGCCAGCGGCAACCUCAGCGUCGUACGCGCCGUCGUACUCUUCGCUCAGCUACGCCCAGUCCAUGCACCAACAGCAGCAGCAACAACAACAGCAGCAGCACAGGAAACUUUCCGACACGGUCGAGAGUUCUCGUGCCGCAAACGCCAGUUUUGGCGAACUUGACGCCUCUCGAGGCAUGUUGGCGCUCAGCCACCAAAAUCUGCAGGAUCUGACCCCCCGCAACAUCUACGAGGCCCGAGCCCAGAGAGCGUCAGCAGACUCUUACGGUUUUCCACAGGCCUCUUCAGCCCAUUCGUCCAUUUCAAACGAAUCUAGUCGAGGGUAUGCGUACUACGCGCCCAGCUCGGUGGGCUCUGUGACGGAUUCUGCCACAGACUACAGCUCGGCAGCAUCGGACGCUGGCUAUGAAUCAAUGGCAGCUUCUCGGACACUGCCUCGUCCAAACCAACUGCUGGGUCCUCCCCUUGGACCUCCCGCCCCUCAGUCAAUGAUGGGCCAAUUCUCCUCCAAGAUGGCUGCCAACACACAAAAGAAACACAAAUGCAAAGUAUGCGACAAACGCUUCACGCGGCCCAGCUCGCUGCAAACACACAUGUACAGCCACACAGGCGAAAAGCCCUUUGCCUGCGACGUGGAGGGCUGCGGGCGUCAUUUCUCCGUUGUCUCCAACUUGCGCCGACACAAGAAAGUGCACAAGGGCGACUGCAUUUCGAAUGCUAGCCAUUCGGACAUCGAGGAGUAA
This is a messenger RNA of Cladophialophora psammophila CBS 110553, 1065 nucleotides long. RefSeq lists its product as uncharacterized. Gene Ontology annotation, cellular component: nucleus. Bases 1 to 1065 code for a protein of 354 amino acids. The transcript has 2 exons. NCBI's taxonomy places the organism in Eukaryota, Fungi, Ascomycota, Eurotiomycetes, Chaetothyriales, Herpotrichiellaceae. Gene Ontology annotation, molecular function: DNA-binding transcription factor activity, RNA polymerase II-specific; RNA polymerase II cis-regulatory region sequence-specific DNA binding. Gene Ontology annotation, biological process: regulation of transcription by RNA polymerase II. The record is from RefSeq and is a predicted model, not a curated record.